Molecule: messenger RNA, 1504 nt
Organism: Planococcus citri (citrus mealybug)
Lineage: Eukaryota; Metazoa; Arthropoda; Insecta; Hemiptera; Pseudococcidae
Product: aldo-keto reductase family 1 member B1-like
Exons: 7
Coding region: 277-1221 (314 amino acids)
Cellular component (GO): cytosol
Molecular function (GO): aldose reductase (NADPH) activity
Source: RefSeq, a predicted model, not a curated record
AAUCUCGAAGCGUCCGUCGUUGCUGAUAAUUCUCGAUGCAUAAAAUCUCGUCCAUUUGCCGGCUCGUGUCAAUAGACUGUUUGAUCGAGGUGCUGACAACACGUUCUGAUUUUGUGUGUCUAUAGUUUUUCGGGUUUCCACUCGAGUCUUUUCAAACCUACUUAUAAUUCGCACCAGAAUAUUCGAAUUGUUAGUUUUUGGCGCGGUUUAUAGAUUUCGGUGAAUUUUUUCGAGUUCGUGGUAUCGUAUUUUUUUGUAUUCUAUUAUUUUGCAAAUAUGCCGGCUGUUUCGUCUGUUCCGCUGAAAAAAUUGACCAGUGGACAAACCAUACCGGCUAUUGGGCUGGGCACGUUUGCGGGAUCUCAAUUAGAAAACACGGUCUCAACAGCUUUGGAAAUCGGCUACACAUUAUUCGACACAGCUUGGGUUUAUAGAAACGAAGUAGACGUUGGAAAAGUGAUCAGGAAGAAAAUCGAAGAAGGAGUUAUCAAGAGAGAAGACGUCAUUAUCAUCAGUAAACUAUGGAACACGAAGCACAGACCAACGGAAGUAUUACCAGCCAUUAAACGUUCGCUAGCUGAUCUCGGUUUGGAUUAUAUCGAUAUGUACCUGAUUCAUUGGCCUUUUGCCUGCAAGCCCGCAGCCAACGAAUACGAAUUGCUUGAUUUCCAAGAAGACGACGUACGACUCGAAGACACAUGGAAAGCUAUGGAAGAAUUGGUCAGAUUAGGAUUGACGAAGAGCAUCGGUUUAUCGAAUUUCAAUAGCUCGCAAGUUCAACGAAUAUUAAACAUAGCUGAAAUAAAACCAGUAGUAAAUCAGGUUGAAUGUAAUCCGUACAUAAAUCAGAAGAAAUUGAUUAAAUUCUGCAACGAGAGGAAUAUCGAAGUGAUCGCUUACGCUCCUUUCUGGACACCUUCUAGUCCUUGGAUUGAUAAAAAUGUUCCCAGCGUGUUUAGCCAGCCGAUCGUUAAUGAUUUGGCUCUGAAAUAUAAGAAACAACCGGGUCAGAUUAUCUUACGUUAUUUGACUCAACUAGGCGCUAUCCCAAUUCCUAAAUCCGAUCAUCCGGAACGUCUUAGACAGAAUUUCGAGAUAUUCGAUUUCCAACUCAGCGCCGAAGAUAUGUCUAAAAUGGAUGAGCUGAAUAUGAACAAGAGAAGUUGUCCUUUCGAACCAGCUCGUAAAUUCAAAGAAUAUCCGUUCGGGAGUGAGUACUGAUCGUGGGGUAUUAUUGUGAGUGGCAUUUCGUACUGGAAAUAAAAUAUGAACCAGGGAUGCGUAUAUUACGUAUACUUUCUUUGUACCUACCUAAUUGAUAUUUUGUGUCUUUAUGAUAAUUAUUCGUUUAAGUGCCUAAUUUAGAGAUUAAGCCUACCUACUAUAAUUCCUAGUCUAUUUACGUGUGUUUAUUUUUAAUGUGAGUUAUUUUAUUUUUUAAAAACUGAAGUGAUUAUAAGUAAGAAAAUUUUCAUAUUUAAUAAACCCAAUUUGGAAUUUUUAA